AUGCCACUCCCUCCUGAACAGAUCAACAUCAAGCGCCGGCGAGAAGAAGAGCCGGUAGAAACACUAUAUAUUCAAUCUGCGCUGCACCAGACUAAGCGCCGCUUCACUGAUUAUGUCUUUCAACGCGUAACUAUUAGUGGCAAUGGGAGCCCCGAUGACUCGGAUUCAUCGGCGCCUCCCCACCCAGCGGCACAGAGACUCCUACGCAGCCCACGGUCUGUGAGUAGCCUGCAAAUUCCCAAUCGCCGUGCUGCGGCUCGUCAAGCUGUUUCAUCAACUGGGGUUCCCAGAGUCCGAGCUACGUCACCCGGUGCAGAAAUCCGCGAAGCUCAGCGAUUAGCGGCAGCUCGGAAAGAGGCCGAUGAAAAGCGCCAGCGCGCCUUACAGAGCCCUUCAACUCCACAGAUUGACUCUCAGGUGUCAUCCAACACUAGUGGGGCUUCUACGACACAAUCAGCGAGAGGUUCAGACUCUGAAGGCGUGCCGCCCUCGCCGGGUCGUGGUCGUCCUCUCCGUCGUUUCCAGAUUUCAAAGUCUAUUGGCUCAAACUUGGGCUCGCUUCGUGCUUCCCGGGGAAUAAAGAAACGUCGAGCCGAUAGUGCUUCGCCAGGUGUCGCUGUUCUGGUGGAGCAGCUUCAAAGGAGGCCACAUUCCCGCCAGGCGUCUUUAAUCGCGGAUCUAGUAAACCAGGCCCAAAAUGAAGCCCUAGAAGACGUCAGUGUCAAGUCCGCAAAUGAAUCGGAAUCAACUAGGCAGCCCAGAAAACGCCCUGUUGUCAAUCAAGCCGAGAAGAAAUGGAAAGAAGAGCGGCAGAACGCUGUAUCCGCCGCGAAAUUGCAUCUUUCUGAAACCCUGGAGAAAUCUGCGCAGGCUCAGCAGAGCACUUGGGAUGAAGAAUCCGAGCGCCUGGCGAAGCAAUUCGAACAAGUAGCUCUUGAAAUAGAGCGAGAGAUGGAAACGGAUCCUCCAGCUGGGAAUGAUACCUUCGCCCCGCCCCCGUCCCGUCAUGAAUUACCCUUCCAGUCACCCAAACCAUUAAAGCACCAGCCACGACCACCCAAACAGCCGAGAGCAGUACCAAACAAAAAGUCUACAGAAAUUCCGGAGACGCAAUCUCGGACUGAGACACAGCCUGCCACUGAUAAUGACAGCGAUAACGAUUAUGUUUACGAUGUCUAUAUUCGGCGCCCACUGGCAGAGAUGGACAUGCUUGCAAACCCGUUGGCUGAGGCAGAAUCUGACGAGCGAAGCCAAAAUCUCGAAACUUCCAAUUUAGGAAUUGGUAUCAUUGUUAUCACUGCUGAAGACGAGGAAUACUGGGAACAUUUUGUGGAGGACGACGAGGAGGAAUGGGAUAGUGAAGAUGCGGAUUCAAAUGCUGAAAAUAACCCUGCAAAUGAUUAUCCCGAAGACGAACUCUCUUCAUCCGAUGAAGAGGAUGACCCAACUGCUAUCUAUGGAAAAUACCGCCAUCGUGCUGCUUCUGAUGACGAAGAAUUUGAUUUUGAUAAUUCUGGAAGCGAGAAUGGUGCGCAGUACGGAUCCAGAUUUACACAAUGGCGCCAGGGUGCACAGAUGGACUCAGAUGAUGAUACGGAUUGA
Messenger RNA from Penicillium angulare, 1602 nucleotides. RefSeq names its product Iwr1 domain-containing protein. Gene Ontology annotation, cellular component: cytoplasm. Gene Ontology annotation, biological process: protein import into nucleus. The record is from RefSeq and is a predicted model, not a curated record. NCBI's taxonomy places the organism in Eukaryota, Fungi, Ascomycota, Eurotiomycetes, Eurotiales, Aspergillaceae. Bases 1 to 1602 code for a protein of 533 amino acids. The transcript has 3 exons.